GUGCUACUGCAAUUGAGGAUAAAUUACAGGAGGGUGUUCCAGAAAUAAUUCGUACACUUCAACAAGCUGGAAUUAAAAUUUGGGUCCUUAUUAGUGAUAGGCAAGAAACUGCUAUAAAUAUUGGACUUAAGAAAAGUAUUCAAUCGCUUAAAGGUCGAAUUAAUCCAGAUGUUGAAGAAAUUGAAGAGGUUUUUCUUGAGCUUGCAACUAUGUGCAAAGCAGUUAUAUGCUGCAGAGUGUCACCACUCCAAAAAGCACUUGUUGUAAAACUAGUGAAACGUCAUCUUAAAGCCAUUCUUUUAGCUAUUGGUAAUGGUGCAAAUGACGCCCAAUGA
Messenger RNA from Racocetra fulgida, 335 nucleotides. NCBI's taxonomy places the organism in Eukaryota, Fungi, Glomeromycota, Glomeromycetes, Diversisporales, Gigasporaceae. The record is from the annotation of a GenBank genome assembly.